AUGCGUGGAGUGUAUUAUCUAUACGCGGAGGAUGAUGAAAAGAAGGAUGAUGUAGAGGAGGAUGAAGAAGGUGACGACGAACCUUAUGAAGAUUCAGAUUCUGUUUCCGGUGAAGAGUCAGACUCAGACUCUGGCGACGACAAAGAUGACGACGAAUUUGAUGAAGACGGCGAAACUGAUGAGGAAACCCACGACCGACAUCCAAGAGACCAGCUAUAUGAAGAGCACACUCGCGCAAUCUGUGAAGCGGAAUCCAAUCGCACCUGUUGGUGCCUCCCUGGCCAUAUCUUGUUACAUCCAAACUUGGUCAACUCGGACGCGGGCCAUGAGGAUACCUCCGAUGACGAGCCACUCAUCAUCACCCCCUCAAGUUCGACUGACAGCCUCGCGAUCGACAGCGCGGUGCAGCCCUCUAAUCAGAACCAGCUUGUACCCGCCGAGGCUUCCAUCAGCUAG
Podospora pseudopauciseta is the source of this 456-nucleotide messenger RNA. RefSeq lists its product as uncharacterized. The coding region runs from base 1 to 456 and encodes 151 amino acids. The transcript has a single exon. The record is from RefSeq and is a predicted model, not a curated record. Lineage: Eukaryota; Fungi; Ascomycota; Sordariomycetes; Sordariales; Podosporaceae.